Messenger RNA from Trametes versicolor FP-101664 SS1, 705 nucleotides. RefSeq lists its product as uncharacterized. Bases 1 to 705 code for a protein of 234 amino acids. The transcript has 4 exons. NCBI's taxonomy places the organism in Eukaryota, Fungi, Basidiomycota, Agaricomycetes, Polyporales, Polyporaceae. The record is from RefSeq and is a predicted model, not a curated record.
AUGCGACCCCCCGCCUUUUCAUUUCAUUUCCGCUUCCCAGCACUGCUUCUGUAUGAAACUCACUUGACCUUCGACCGGGAAGUGAGGCACAUCUGGCAGCGCAAGGUUUCGGCCGCGACAUGGAUCUUCUUGCUCAACCGAUAUCUCGUUAUCGCCUUGUACGCUGUGAACAUCCCCAGUACCUGCUCUGUUCUGGUGCGCCUCUGGCAAGUGCUCAUCAUACUUACAUAUGGUGCCUGGGGGAUCUUCUCGUGCCUCCGCACAUAUGCGAUGCAUGAACGGGCAUGGCAUGUUGCUCUGGUCGUCCUGACGCUAUCAUUGGUUCCAGUAUGGAUCUAUAUCGUGAGCCUUUCCGUUGCAGACGUCGCCCGGACUGUACGCAUCACUGACGGCUCGAAGUUUCGCGACUCGCGCCAAGACAUCAAGAAUUUUGUGGCUCCAAUAUUUUUGACAAUCGUCAGCCGAUCCUGCUUAAUCCUGUCGGACCUGUUGGUACUGGGCGUUACUUGGACGAAGACGUACGGGAUCAUGCGGCUUUCACGGGAAAAAGACGUACACACGCCCUUAUCCCUGACUACGGUUCUCUUGCGAGAUGGUAAGUGGGCCCAUAUGCAGCCCCCGACCCACAUGUUAACCGCAACCUUGUUUAUUCAUAGGGUCGACAUAUUUCACGUGAGUGCGGGGGGAGCGUCUGUGGCCAGAUGA